Molecule: messenger RNA, 786 nt
Organism: Pterocles gutturalis (yellow-throated sandgrouse)
Lineage: Eukaryota; Metazoa; Chordata; Aves; Pterocliformes; Pteroclidae
Product: VIP peptides
Exons: 6
Coding region: 45-515 (156 amino acids)
Biological process (GO): regulation of sensory perception of pain; regulation of protein localization; negative regulation of potassium ion transport
Cellular component (GO): extracellular region; neuron projection; perikaryon
Molecular function (GO): neuropeptide hormone activity; peptide hormone receptor binding
Source: RefSeq, a predicted model, not a curated record
CGCGGGGCGCCGUCUUCCCUCCCCUCCCCCGAUUGGGAAACAGAAUGCCAUUUGAUGGAGCCAGUGAACCUGACCAUGCCCACGGGUCAUUAAAGUCUGAAUCAGACAUUUUGCAGAACAUACUACCUGAAAAUGAGAAAUUCUAUUUUGAUCUGUCCAGAAUUAUUGAUAGAAAUGCAAGGCAUGCUGAUGGAAUUUUCACCAGUGUCUACAGCCAUCUUUUGGCUAAACUUGCUGUGAAGAGAUAUCUGCAUUCGCUUAUUAGAAAACGAGUUAGCUCCCAGGACAGUCCUGUCAAACGCCACUCUGACGCUGUCUUCACUGACAACUACAGCCGCUUUCGAAAGCAAAUGGCUGUGAAGAAAUACUUAAACUCAGUUUUAACUGGAAAAAGAAGCCAGGAAGAGCUAAACCCCAAUAAACUUCGAGAUGAAGCAGAACUUCUUGAACCUUCCUUUUCAGAAAACGAUGAUUCUGUAGAUGAGCUGCUGAGCCACCUCCCACUGGACCUCUGAAGUACACCCGGAAAAGUCUAUGACAAGAACAAGUUAUUUUUGAGUUCCACAUAGUAUUUCAAAGUGAUGACUUCAGUCAUCAAACAAGAACAAAUAUGUUGUGAAGUGAAAGUUGUGAUAUAUUUGUUUCUUAUGUAAUAAAAGUUGAUCUUUACAUUGUAAAUAUUACUCUAGAGUUCUCUACUGAAAGCUGUACAUAUGGAUGCCGGUUUAACUCAUGAGAAGUCUGUGAGUCCAUAUGCUGUAAAUCCUUUACUUCAAUAAAUUCAUU